Messenger RNA from Astrephomene gubernaculifera, 3320 nucleotides. The record is from the annotation of a GenBank genome assembly. Lineage: Eukaryota; Viridiplantae; Chlorophyta; Chlorophyceae; Chlamydomonadales; Astrephomenaceae.
GGUGGACACCACCACGGGGGGCAGCAUGGUGGCAACCCCCUCAGGAAAUACUCCCUCUUCCUUGGGCUCGCCUUAGUAUUUGCAUUGCUACCUACCGUACUGGUCAUGCACAGUAGAGUCGACCAGUGCAAGACGAUACUGGAGCGACUUGGGCGGGAGCAAAGAGGCUUUUCAGCAAAUCCGUUCAGCCAUUACAACCUCUGCAAAAUACGAUUGCGGCUUGCGGGUCUGACGGCUGAGGCGCGUCAAAAUGCUCGGGAGCACCCUCGCAGCUCCAGCACCGGCGGCGUAACUAGUGGUAGCAGCAGCAGCAGCGGUGGCGUCAAUGCUACACAGGCUAGCAAAGAUCCGCAGCAGUCCCAAGGGCAGGGACAGGCAGCAAAGCAGGAUGCAGGAGGGCAGUUAGCAGGCGCCAAAAUCGCGCCACAGCCACCACCCUCUCCUUCACCGCCACCGCCCUCGCCACCACCACCACCACCUUCCCCUCCCCCACCCGCACCUCCCCCACCCGCGCCGCCACCGCCCUCGCCACCUCCUCCGUCACCUGCGCCCUCCCCGCCACCUCCCUCGCCACCACCUCCCUCGCCACCGCCUCCCUCGCCAGCGGCUUCACAGCAGCAGCAACAAACGCAGCAGCAACAACAACAACAGCCUCAGCCUCAGCAGCAGGGCGGCAGCAGCAGCACGGGCACCAAGGCAACCAGCGGUCGGGCUGCCUUCCACGAGUACGACGUGUCUAAGCUGAUCUCCACAGAGGUCUCCGCGACGGCCACCGAUGUGCACAGCGACAAGGAGGACUGGUCGGACUUUGACCUGCCCAAGACGCAAGCGGAUGUUGACCGGCUCAUGACCCUUCCACACGUGGAUGAGUGCUACUACUGCAAGGUCUGCAUCCCCAACUCGGCGCUGCGGCUGAAGCAGCCAGGGCAGCAGCAGCAACAGCAGCAGCAAUCCCAGCAGGCGGCGGCAGCUAAGACCACGCGGCGGCGGUUGCUCAGCGCACAGGAACGAGCCAGCGAGGCCUACCGCGCCAACCCUGCGGAAGCCGAGGGCCUCAUCUACGGCCUCAAACCACUUGAGGGACCCUUCUCGGCGCAUGGCUUCUCAAGCGGCGGUGGCAGCGACUCCGGCUGUAACAACGGCGCAUGCGGCGGCAGCCGCAGCAGUAGCAGCAGCUCCUUCCACUCCCGCAAGCUCAGUGAGUACCACGGGGCUCCUGAACAGGAGGAGGAAGACGUUACCGCAGAGCAGGCGGCUGCGGAGGCUGAGCUGUACGACAACGGUAGCAGCAGCCAGCAGCAGCAGCUGCACCGACAUGGUCGGCGACUGGCGGAGGAGGAGAAGUACCAGGCGCUUGACACGACGGAGUCGGGUCCGGAUUACCACAUCGGCGGGCGCAUUUACAACAUCAGCAACAUUGCGCCCGGUCGCCGCAUCUUCCAGUCCAAGUCGCACCUGCCCAACUGCACGCUGUGCCGCGGCUGCGAUCACACGCUGGAAAUGAUGGCGUCGGGCUCCAUCCUGCUUGGCUCCUACUACGCGCACGAGCCGGGCGGCAGCCCCUCCUGGCUCUUCCGCGUGCGCACCGACCGCACGGCUUCGGGCUGGGCGGUGGUCAAGGUGUGGUGCAUCCCCGUGCUCAAGCCCAAGCAGCGCGGCCUGGGCAUGUGCGACCCCAAGAAGGUCUACGCGCAGGUCAAGCUGCUUCUGGCGCAGCAAAAGCUGACUGCCGAGUGCGGCAUGAACGAGAUCGUGCCCAAGGUGUGGGUGGAGCCGUUGAACGGCGUCAUGCCCGGCUCGGGCUUCCACGUCAAGUGGCUGGGGCUGUGGGCGGACAUCGCGGACGGGGUGUCGGUGCAGAACAUCCAGGAGGCCGGCAAGCCGCCCCUGCAGCCCGAGCUGCUGGUGGAGCUGCUGUCCAAGCGCAUCAACCACCACGAGCUGGUGCAGGGCGCCAUCUUCGACCUGCUCUUCUCGCAGUGCGACAGACACCAGCAGAACAUCUUCCUCACGGAGACCGGCAAGUUCUGGCUGAUUGAUAAUGACCAGGUGUACGCGACUGCCUGGCGGCGCUGCGGCAUCGACUCGCUGCUGGUGCCCACCACCCAGAAGUUUAUGAUCAACCACCUGGGCUUCUUCUACGUGCUCAAGUACCCGCAGAAGAACCCGCCGCGCGGCCCCGCCAAGUUCCUGUCGCCGCUGCUGCUCAUGGACUACCGCUGCCAUGCGGAGGGCGGCUCCAUCGGCAAGAAGUUCACCCCCGAGCUGACGGAGUGCCUGUCGCACAUCAGCAGCAUGAGCUCGCCCGACAUCCAGGAGCAGUACGGCUACCCCGUGCUGCGCAUGGCGGACGCGGUGCGCAACAGGUCGCGAGACCUGCUGGCGCACGGCUACGAGUGGACGCUGCUGUACGGCCAGCCCACCAACCAGGCCAUGCACCGCUACAAGAUCGCGCCCAAGUGCUGCGACAUGCACUUCAACCGCUCCGUCAGCAACUACGUCUGCGACACGCCAGGCUGGAGGCAAAUGACGGAGAUUCCGUACGGCAACGCAUGGCACGGAGGCGUCUGGCACGGCACCAAGGGCCUGGACACGGGCUCCUAUGUGGGUGGCACAUCGUUCCUGCCAGAAUGGUGGACAUCCGCUGAUGAAGACAAAUGAUGGUGAAAACAGCAGUUGGGUAUAACAGAGGGCGCAGAUUCGCUCCGAAACCUAGUCCAAUGGGGACCAACUUUGAGGACGUGGUAAAAGCCAACACGAGAACUGACCUAGAAGGUUUAGUAUUAGGGCCUCGUGACGCUUCUGUGAUGCUGAACACCGUUUUCGCGCGCGGAUGUGAACACGUUACAAGAUUAGACAUUGUUAGACAGCCUUCCUUUAUGUUUUUACUGGGGUUUUGCAAUGUUGGGGUAGCCUUGCGAGGCUAUGUAGCCUGAACGCAGGUGGGAUGGCGCGCAUACGCACUAACACGCGGUCGUGUAUUGGCUGGUUGGACUCUUCUGGGCUGGCUGAGGCAGCUAUACCGUGCUUAGCUUGAAGGUGCUGACGGACCGGGUGACCGGCAGCCAGUCCUAUUGAGGACUCUGGACGGACGAGUGGGGAUAGCAAGGGAUGGUGCGGGUAGUGUCCAAGCUGGCGUGCAACCACGAAUGCGAUGUGCCAUUGGUGAGAUGGCCGCAGCAUGCUUGGGAGGAUAGCAGCGGGAAAGAAACGCAUUGAUGGACACUGCGCGCGACUGACAUGUGACAUCUUGCGUGAAUGCACGACUGCGCCUUUAUUAGGGUGUUAGCUGUAAAGGGCUGUUCAGGUGGGCUACUUGG